Messenger RNA from Homarus americanus (American lobster), 623 nucleotides. Its product is annotated as mitochondrial glycine transporter-like. Gene Ontology annotation, molecular function: glycine transmembrane transporter activity. The transcript has 7 exons. NCBI's taxonomy places the organism in Eukaryota, Metazoa, Arthropoda, Malacostraca, Decapoda, Nephropidae. Gene Ontology annotation, biological process: glycine import into mitochondrion. Gene Ontology annotation, cellular component: mitochondrion. The record is from RefSeq and is a predicted model, not a curated record. The coding region runs from base 30 to 623 and encodes 197 amino acids.
UCACUAUACCAUCUGGUGGUUCUGUUGGCAUGUUUGCCAUAGUAGGCAAAGUGGUGCGUAAUGAACGUCUUUUUGGAUUAUGGAAAGGCAUGACUCCUAGCAUCUUCCGUUGUGUGCCAGGUGUUGGCCUGUACUUUUCAUCGUUGCAUUGGCUGAAGACCAACUUCUGUGAGGGUCAGCCAGGGCCUUUCGACGCCCUUAUGCUUGGGGUGGUGGCUCGUACCAUCACAGGCGUCACCAUGAUUCCUAUCACAGUCAUUAAGACACGAUAUGAGGUAGGAAAAGCUUAUCUCACAACAUUAAGACUAUGUGCACUCUAUCAUAUAAAUGUGUUACAAGUAUAUAAAUGUAGUCUCCAUAAGGGAGGUAUAGUUAUGGUAGUAUGGGAGAGAGAAGCUAUGUGUUCAAUCUACAGGAAAGAGGGCACCAGAGGCCUUACCUGUGGUCUGAUUCCUACACCUCCUGCGGAUGCUCCUUUCUGCCUCUAUCUCAUGUUUUAUACACAAACAAAGAAGCGAGUACCACAGAGUGAAAGUUAUGGAUUUAUCAAGCAGCUAAUCACAAAGUUUUGGGAUGAAAUGUUUUGGAUUGACCACCAGCUUAUGAAACCCUACAUCAUUUAA